Molecule: messenger RNA, 15119 nt
Organism: Stomoxys calcitrans (stable fly)
Lineage: Eukaryota; Metazoa; Arthropoda; Insecta; Diptera; Muscidae
Product: potassium channel subfamily K member 1
Exons: 6
Coding region: 604-1662 (352 amino acids)
Biological process (GO): stabilization of membrane potential; potassium ion transmembrane transport
Cellular component (GO): membrane
Molecular function (GO): potassium ion leak channel activity
Source: RefSeq, a predicted model, not a curated record
UCUACAUUGUUAACGUUCGUUCAUCACACAACAACAGAAAGUGAAAACAUCCUGUGAUGCGUUUAAUUAUAAAUAGAACAAUAACAAAAACAUCGACUACGACUACGACAACACAAACACCAACACCAAAGGCCGUAAAAGCAGCAACAACAGAUCUCCUUAACCACAACAUCAGACCGGCAGCGCAUUUUUAAGGCGAUUAUUAUUAAGUGAUUUAAGCUCGAAAAGUAAUACCUUUCUUUUAAUUCUAAAUUAAUUUCACAUCACAUGCACGUUGAAGAAGAACGCUUCAAAAUAUAAGACAAAGAAUGAGUAGCGGUAGCGAAAUGUGCUGACUGAGCAAUUCGGCAAGUGUAAGAACAUCGAAAAUAAAACCAACCAAACCGAAAGGAAACGAAACGAAAGUUCCAUAUCUUAAAAAAAGAAUAUCUAUAAAAAGCCGUCCAAAAGUGUUUUUCGGAAGGGCAUUCAUUAUACGCGCGGUUAAGUGCGAACGGUGUGUUCUUGUUCUUCUACGACGCAACAACAAUAGUGGUAAUAUAAAUAACGACGUUACUGAAUAUCAAAUCUCCUGAGGUUUUCCGCAACAGCAAAAGUUUCAACAUGAUUUUGGGAGCAUUUCCGAUUAGCUCGAAGAACUCAUCAGCCACGUCCUCCAACAAAAACGGAAGAUGUCGGUUUUGCUUUUUAUGCGGCGGUUACAUCCUGUUUCUCGUCCUGGGUGCAGCCAUGUUUUCAGCCAUCGAAGCGCCAAAAAUUGAUGUAAUAUCGCAGCGAGUGGAAACAUUUCGCAAUCAAUUCCUGGACAAACAUGCGUGCUUAAACGAUGAAGAUUUGGAAGAGUUCCUGAAAGCCGUUAUAACAGCCAACGAUCGUGGCAUAUCUCCACUUCGCAAUGCCACAAACGAAAUGAACUGGAGCUUCGGACAGGCAUUGUUCUUCUCCAGCACCGUCAUCACAACAAUUGGCUAUGGUCAUGUAACCCCUCUCAGUCAGACGGGAAAAAUCUUCUGCAUGAUCUAUGCGGCCAUUGGUAUCCCCUUGACUUUGGUCCUGCUCAGUGCCAUGGUAGAGAAGCUAUUAAUUCCUGCCAAUUGGCUUUUGGGAAAACUCAACUCUCGUUUGGGACAUUUGUAUCAGCCGUUCAAUAUUCGUGUGAUACACUUGAGUAUUGUGGUUAUAAUUGUGGCUAGUUUGUUCUUUGCCAUACCUACUGCUGUUUUUGCAUAUUUGGAACCUUCAUGGGGAAUAUUGGAUGCUUUCUACUACUGUUUCAUAUCCUUAACUACAAUUGGCUUGGGCGACUAUAUACCCGGCGAUGGGGUGUCCAUCGACAAUCGUUCGCUAUACAAAAUGCUUAUUACGGCUUAUUUAGUGCUUGGUCUCAUUGCCAUGAUGUUGGUCUUGACAAUUUUCUAUGAUAUUCCUCAACUAAAUCUGGGUCAACUCUUCACUGAAAGCACACACGGAGAAACUGAGAAGCUACGCUUAUCGGGCAACAACGUCACAUGCUAUUCUGGACCAUCUGGCCUCUACAUGCCACAGCGCAAUGAAGAUACCCGACGAGCUGUUGUACGCAUACGUCCGCAUGGUGAUGAUUCACCAAGUCCAGAUGAGGCACCCUCAUCAUCAUCGCACAGUAGAGAUUUACGCCUGCCGUAAGAAAACGAAAAGCAUUGAAGGAGAUUAUAAACGUCUAGUAAAACAACAACGGCAAGAAUGAUAAUGAAUUUUGUAGGGGCUGUUGAAGCUGCAACGCUCCUACAUCCACAGACAUACUGGUCUCGAUCACAAAUCAAAUUGGAGUAUAGACAGACACCAUACGAUAUCUUUUAAGAAUCAUAUAGUAUAGUAAUCUACAAAAAAACAAACACAAACAGGACGCAAACACACAUACAUAUGUACGUAUUAAAAUACUAUUGCAAAAAACUAGAUCAAAUGUUAAAAUAGUGAUCUCUGCUCACGAUGUGUUUUCUUUACAAUUUCCUUGAAACAAAUGGCAUCAGCAUUUAAACACUUUUUUUGGGCACAAGCUGGUUGCCUCCCUUUUUAGGUUUUCACUACAUCGUACAUAUGCACAUCGUGUAAAGAUUUCUUCAACUGAAAAGAGAAGCCAUAUCUACGAAAUGAUCACAUAAUCACUAACGCAUGCAAUUAUUCAUAAAAUUCAUUACAACUAUAUACACCUUAGACAAAAAACCUUGCUAUUACUUCAUACAAACUAAGGUUAAUCGCAAGAUGAUCGUACAUAACUAGUAAUAAUAAAAGUGCUUCUACCAGCAUAUCUACCUGCAUAAGUAUCUAUACCGUAGAUCGAACUGAAUUUAGGUGUCUCAGCCCACUUAUCCUACACAUACUCAUACAUAUAUGUCAAGGAUCCUUCCUCCUUUUUUCCUAAAAUAAAACAUUGCUAUAGAUGUUAAACAAUCAGCAACAGAAAAGUUAAGUUCCAGUAUACUUAUAAAACUUGAGCACAACAUGGCCUGUAACUUAGACAAAUUGCGUGUAGUACGUCAGUGUCCUUUGUAAAUACUAACGCAGUAUUACCGUCCUUUCCGUUUCACUAACUUGGCAGAUAAAUCUUGUCAGCGUUCCCCUUCAAUCCCAACAGGAUUAAUUAAUACGUUCGGAUGUUAUCGUUCUCCAAAACAACAGAUGGAUGGAAAAAGGAAAACUAUUUGAAAUGUUGCAAUAAUUAGAAUUCUUUGAGGAUUCCUUAAUCAAUACAUUGUUUUUUCGAAACAAAGUGUCCAAGACCACUACCGUUAAGGAACGGAUGGAAUAUUUGUCAAUGAUUGUUAUUCGAUUCAAGUAUAAGCUCAAUGAUACAGGACCUCAAUUUUACAGCUUAAUCCGAGUAGACCCCUGCUUAGGAAGAAUUUUUUACAUCGCUGUCAUACCAUUGUCUUCAAAUGACAGAGUACCUCACAAUGUCGCCUGUGAGGGAGGAGAAAAUUUUUUUUCGGAUGUUUGUCAUAGGCGGACAGACUAACCCCCGCUCCACCGUGGUAAAUAAGGUAAAUAAGGUUUAGUCAAAAGCACAUAUCUUGGAUGGAGGUUGUUACUCUUUACUCAACUCAAACAACUUACUCGGCUUUACAUUUUUUUAUUGCUAAAAGUUUUCUGUACUAACUUUUUUGUCCAAAUGAUCUUAUCACAAGAGAAUUUCAACUCAUUUGCAAUCCAUUUAAAUUCCAAGUUCAAUCAAUGUAGAAUUUGAUAUUCACUUGGAUUUGGUGUCGUUUAGGUAAAUAUGCCGUCAUGUGUUGUAAUAUAUUCAGAUUAAUUUCACAAUUCAAAAUAAUAUGAACUUGUAACAAAAUUCACAUUUGGCAUUUAUUAUUAUUAUCCUGAUCAAUAGUCCAUGUUGAAGCUCAAGCUUUAAAAGUCAUUUUGUGAAAAUGCAUCAAAUUAGUCAAAUAGUAACGUAAUAAAUGUCUGAGUAGUGAAUAAGGCACUGUUUAAUAUGAAUCCGUACACCAAGUAGUGUGCACCAGAAUCCGCCCUUUAGGUCAAGCUUUGUGUAUCCUUGGAUUGUCCUAAAUAUGAAAGCUUAGAGCUUUGAAUCUUCUUGUUUUCACAAUAAAUCUAUUGAUAUUAUUUUUAAGCUGCAUAUGGAAAGAACACUGUUAUUAUAUAUUGUAUUUUGUUGAUAUUAAUAAUAAUGUUAAUGUUCAUAACUAUUAUGAAUUAAAAUUCGAAAAGUUUUAUAAAGGACAACAAAAAUUUAUAUAUGUUAAAUAAAAAAAAGAAAAAAAAAUCAAUUUUAUUGGUAACUUUUGUUGCUCGGGAACGAUUAAAACAAAAAAACGCUGUAUUAAAAAUCUUAUAAAUAAAAUGAAUUUGUGUUGGUUUGUUUGUUUAUAUUGUAUGUUCCGUACAGACUCAAAAUGGCUGAACUGUUUUUCUUGAAAUUUUCACAUAUGGUGCAGAAUGGACCCAUGGCGAAAUUAGGGCACAUAAUUUUUGAUAUAUAAAGGAGCAGGAGGACGGACCAUCCCUUUACCUUAAUUUUCAGAUCGCCCCAUAUCGGACAUGGGUGGUUUUAAACGAAAUUUUGUUCUUACUCUGAUAAUAAACUAAAACCUAAAAAUUGGUAUACAAAUGUAGGGUGGAGUGCCUAAGGAGACCGCCCUACCCCAACACUAACGAAAUAUAUAUAGAUACCAAUCACCACAAUAUGGGAUACAAAUAGAAGGUAUUUGAGGGUAGAAAACGAAUCAAGUAUCUAAUCUUGGGAAUAAGUUUUUGGAGGACCGCCCCACUCCUAAAACACCCCCCAAACAGGUCUUAUUUGCGGGCCAUGGCAAUAUGGGACUAAAAUGAAAGAUAUUUCAUACAUAUUUGCCGACCACGGCAAUAUGGGAGUAGGGCACGAAACUGAUAUCAAUAUUCGUGACCACUACCAUAACACCAACCAAAUAGGACGUAUUUGAUGACCUUGACAUUAUGGGGCUGAAAAAAAUCGUUAUCCAGCACGAUGCUGAUAUUAUUUCAGGGUCCGUCCCCUAAACUCCCUCCAAACCGGCCAUAUUUGCCUACCAUGGCAAUAAGGGCCCAAAUUUGGUAUUUGAUAGUAGAAUUGGUAUUUAAUAGUAGAAAAAGAAUUUGAUAUCCAAUUUUGAGGCCAAGUGUUUGGGGGUCGUCUCACCCCAUACGGCCUAAACCAAUGACAAUUGGGACUCAAAUAAAAGGAAUUUGACCACCCACGCACUAAGCCGUUUUCAGGGCUUAGACUGGAUAUAUUUGAGGACUAAGGCAAAAAGGAACUUUAAUCUGGUAUCUGUUUUAUGGCCAAAUGUUUCAGGGACGCCUCACCUCAUAAACUCCCCCUAAACCAGACACAUACCGACUAUAGCAAUAUGUAACUCAAAUGUGGUUUUUGGGCGUAGAUUAUGAAUCUGAUAUUCACUUUCGCGGCAAAGGGUUUAGCUACUCCAAUCCACCUCCAAAACCAAGAGAAUGAAGUUUAUUUAACAUCCAAACAUUAAAUGACGGACACUCUCCUUAUCCUAUUUUCAAAAAACGUCAUAUCUUGGAGAUUGGUGGGGCGAUUUAAGCGAAAUUUGGUUUGCUUAUAAUAGCCCAAAAACAGAAAUCUGGUAUCCUAAUUAAGAGUGAGAUAUCUAGGGGGGUCAUCCCACGUCCAAAGCUCGCCAAAUGGAAAUAUAGACCAAAACUAACAAUAUGGUGCUCAAAUGAAAGGUAUUUGAGAUUAGAGUACAUAUCUGAAAAAUACCCCCAUACCGGAUAUAUUUACCGACCAUAGCAAUACGAGGGUUGCCUUUUCUAUUUCGGGAUUGGACAACCCAUGUGUUGCAAUCUUCCAACUGACAGCUCUUUUGUAAAGCUUGACAUUUUUAUACGUUCACAGAACGUUUUGACAAACGACCGCUAUUUGUGUUGUUUACAGCAAGUUAAAAGUUUCAUCUCGCCUGAAAUAUUAGAUUAAAUUGUGAACAUUUUCAUCCCUCUUUUUUACAACUUUCGACGUGGAUUUACUAACAGUGAACUUAAUUAAAUUUUUGGCUAUAAAGCUCCAUCAAGGACCAGUAUUUAUCGAUAGUAUGAUGAAUUCAACCGAAGUCGUAGUUCACUCCAAGACGAAUUUCGUGAGGGUCGUCCAAAAUCGUAUAAGGUUCAAAUGAAAGGUAUUUGAAAGUAGAGCACCAAUAUGAUAUCCACAUUGGGGGCGAAAUAUCUGAAAGGCCGUACCAUCAUCCCCCCACACAGGACUUAUUUACUGACCGUACCACUAUAGGGCUCAGAUAAAAUAAAAGAGUGAAAGAAGGCAAAUUUUUUUUAAAUUUUCGCAGAGUCUAGGCUCUUAUUUUGUUACUUGUGAAAGCAUUUCUGAACCGAUUUCAAAUCUUUUAACUGAUUUGGAAAGCUAAUUUACUAUUUUUUUGUCGCGAUAUAUGCUAAGGUCUGAUUCUUCAGUAAAAAGAUAUGCGAGUUACAAAUUAAAAAAAAAAUGUGAAAAAAGUAAAUUUUUGGCAUUUUUUCGUAAAAAUAGGUUAUUUUAUUGUUUCGUCUCUAUACAGAAAACUUGGCCCAGCACUAUCAAUUUUACUGUACUGUAAAGAAGACUGAAUGUAGAUGCGUUUUAAGUGUAAUUUUUAUAAAUUGUGUUAACUCUAAUGGAAAUCUAUGGAGUACAAUAUUGGCAUUUUUUAACAAAAAAAAACUGUGAAAACCCUUCAAGUUCUCAAAAUACAAGGCUGAGACCCCCAACUUUAUUACAUAUUUUCAUUGCCAAAAUAAAAACUAAUUGCAUUAAUAAAUUUUUUUGUGCCAUCCUAGGAUUGAAUUUUUUUUUGCAAUUUUGCCAACAUGUUUCCACAGUGUGGUGAUCUUGGGUGUUUUCAUAAAGAAAUGUGGCCAAAAUUUUUACUCAUUUUUUUAAAAACAUAUUCAUCUACAAAUUUGUGAAAAAUUAAAACGAUAUCUUCAGUAGUUUUGGUUUUAUAAUAUUUUCAAUUUGAAUUUUAUUUUUCACAAAAGUGUAUCUCUGUCCGUUCCAAAAUGACAAACUAAUUUCCACCUAUUUUUUCCCGUCCCAUUGUGCAGCGGUCGAAAUUUGAAACGGUUGAUUGUGUUCGUUAGAAUAUAACGGCAUAAAUUUAAAGAUAUCAUCUUUGUUUUGAAGAUUCGCUUCUUUGGCUCGAAAUCAUUACCAAAAUCCUUAUAUCUUGAAAUAAACCUUUUUUGCAAAUUGCAAAUUUUGCCCAUGAACAUUUCACUAAGGAACAGGGGCAAACUUCUCACAUAUCAAUGAGUACAGUCCGAUUCAAAUUUAAGCUCAUUGAUAAGGCCUUUCAUAGCCGAGUCCGAAUGGCGUGCCGCAGUGCGACACUUCUUUGGAGAGAAGUUUUACAUGGCACAGUACCUCACAAAUGUCGCCAGCAUUAGGAAAAUUUUUUCUGAUGGUCUCGCCAGGAUUCGAACCCAGGCAUCAGCAUCAUAUGCGGACAUGUUAACCUCUGCGCUACGGUGGCCUCCUUAAAUACGAAUAUAAGAAAUAAACCUUUAGCUUUGAAUAAUAUUUUUUUGUGUGCCGAGUUAGAGAUUUUUAUUAGAAAUCAAAAUGAACUCAGGAAACACAGAGUGUUAAUAAGAACGACAGUCAUAUUAGCAGCUGAUGCAUACACAUUUCUUAGUAACACAUUCCCUUCGAUACUUGUUUAACAAAAAGUAACAGAUUAAAAUGCGCUCCACAGAAGUUCAACCGAUCCUAACCUAUGUUAACCACCACCAUGUUUAGUAUAUACAUAGGUGAAUUAUAGUUUGAAGAAAACAAAUCGGCAAGUGAAUGAGGCUUUUGCGGGAUUUAUAUAUCUGUUUUUACAUACAUCCAGAGAAAAAAUGCAUUCGCUUUAUUUAAUACAAAAUUAAAAAUAGAUGUUAAAUAAAAGGUUUCUAAAAUGUUUAUGACAUUUUUAGGCUACAGUCAACUUUUAAGCAUCUGAAAACAGCAGAAAAUGCUAACUGUUUGAGCAAAAACCUCAGACUUUGUGUUGGUUCAGCAAACAAUUUUUCUAUUUUGGAGGAACUUAGAGAACUCUUCAUACAUGGUUUUAUACAUUAUUCAAAAUGGCAAAAACGGUUUGCUGUAACAGCAGCUGUCAACAGCUGUCAAAAAUGGAAAGCAGACAUGGCGGAUGCGUAAGCAAAAUACGCUCUGUUACUGUAUCCAACACAAUUUGCUGUUUUAUUUUGAUUUCUAGGGAAAAUAGGGCCAAUACUCUUGGAUUAGGUGUGAUUUAACAGAAAGCAUAUACCUACACUGCUGUUUACUGUAGAACGUAUCUCCCGAAAUGAGAAAUACUAAUACUAAAUUUCCCAUGAACAAUCCAUUAAGAAUCCGGGGAUACUUCUCUCAUAUCAGUAAGUGCAGUCCGAUUAAAAUUUCAGCUCAGUUAUAAGAGGCCUCUUUAUUUAUGCCGAGUUCGAAUGGCGUGUCGUGCGUAGCGACAUCACUUGGUAGAGAAGUUUUACAAUGCAGCAUACCUUACAAAUGUAGCCAGCAUUUGUAGUGGCAUAACCACCGCUGAAAAUUUUUGUUGAUUUUCACGUCGGGAUUUGAACCCAGGCGUUCGGUGUCAUAGCGUAUGCUCCACGGGGGACUCCAGAUGAGAGAUUGUACAUGAAUAUAUACAUAGGCUUUAGUCCAUCAUACUAAAGCUGAAAAUGUCAAUAUAAGGUGGCUAAGGUUACGGCAUCCAAAAUACUAAGAUAACUUUUUAUAUCCACCACCAUAAGACGGGGGUAUACUAAUCUAGUCAUUCCAUUUGUAACACCUUGUUAUAUUGAUGUACGACACAAUAAAGUCUAUAUAUUCUUGAUGGUCUCGACAUUUUAAGUCGAUCCAUCCAUUCCCGUCCCUCCCUCGCUCCGUCGAAAUCACGAUAAUAGUUGAACGAAUGAAGCUAUAUCCUAGAAAUGUUGGGUCACUUGCAAAUGGGCCAUAUCGGUUCAGAUUUCGGUAUAGCUCCCAUAUAAAGUGGUCUUCCGACUUGACUUCUAAGUCCCCAGACACUGCAAUUAUUAUCCGAUUGGGAUGAAAUGCACGUAGUCUUCUGUUGCAAUUUAUAACAAUGAAUAAAGCUUACAUAUCGUAAGCCGCAAUUGUUAUCGGCUGAAACUUUGCACGUAGUUUUUUUUUAUUGCCCACAAUGACAAAAUUAAAAUGCACCAAUCCUUUGUUUGAGGACAUAAAACUAACUUUUUUAUAAAAACAAAAAAAAAUUAUCAGCACUUUUUUUUCUUAGGGGUCGUUCUUAAGGAGGAAAACAUGUUAAUUGGGGAUUUUUUUUAAAGAAAUUCGAUUGCAAUUUAAGGGAUCUGUCUAAAAAUCUGACAACCAUGCUCCCACAUCUUUAAUUCUCCGCAAAUAUUCUCAUAUUUGCUAGAGACUUUAAGGCACCCUUUCGAUGUCCUCUAAGUGAUCCUCUGCUGUCUCUGAAUAGACGAUAACAUCGUCGAGAUAGAUAUAGCAGGACUUCCAAAUUUGCUCACUGAAAACAUCACCGAUUGCCCUUUGGCAAAUACUCGGGUAUUGUUUUAGUUACAGAACAAGCUGUUGUAUUCUGUCUUUUUCUGCUAACUCUAUUUGGUUGAACCCUGACUUAAAAUUGAUGGUGGAAAAUUAUGAUGCAUCGCAAAGAUUAGACAAUAUUAUGGUGACUACAAUUAGUUUUCCAAAGUCAAUCACUUACUGUGCUGCCAGAUGAGACGAUUUUACGUCAUUAUGACGAAUCUUCGUCAUCAGGUCGAUAUUGGAAAACUGAAAUACGUUUAUGGUAGGACAGACGGGUUAUUUCUAUCUCGGUUUUUUUUUUUGCCAAAAAUGGUCGGUCUUUAUACCCUACACCACUACUGUGGUACAAGGUAUUAUAACUUAGUGAAUUAGUUUGUAACACCUAAAAGGAACAGAGAUAGACCCAUUGAUAAGUAUACCGAUCGACUCAGAAUCAGUUUCUGAUUCGAUUUAGCUAUGUCCGUCAGUCUGUUUGUCCGUCCGUCUGUCCAUGUUAAUUUGUGUACAAACUACUGGUCGCAAUUUUCAUCCGAUCGUCAUCAAAUUUAGUAUAGACAUGUUUUUCGGCCUAGAGACGAAGCCUAUUGAAAUUGGAAAAAAUCGGUUCAGAUUUGGAUAUAGCUCCCAUAUAGAUUAUUAGUCCGAUUUGCAGUAAUACCGCAAUAAAAUGGUCAUUUGUUAAGCGAUUCUCUCGAAAUUUGGCAGGAAGAAUUUUCUUAUUGCUCCCGACAUUUGUUAACCUAUUCUCUCGAAGUUUAUAUAGCUCUCAUGUAUAUAUGUCCCCCGAUUUUCGCUACUAGAGCCACUGCAAGCGAUUUUAUUGACCAAUCUUCCCAAAAUUUUGUACAACGCUUUCCUCGACGACAAAGUUUGCUCGAAAUUAGUUCAGAUUUAGACAUAGCUCCCAUAUAUAUGUUCGUCCGAUUUAUAGUAAUAUUGCAAUCAAAUGGUCAUUUGUUAAUCGAUUCUCUCGAAAUAUGGCAGGAAGGAUUUUUUCUUGACUCUCGACAUUAUAGAUGAAUUUCAUAGAAAUUGGUUCAUAUUUAUAUAUAGCUGUCAUAUAUGUAUAUCGCCCGAUUUCACUUCUAGAGCCAUUGCAAUCGCAUUUUUUGACCAAUCUUGUUCAUCAAAUUUUGAGUAAUUGGCAAUAAUGUUGUCAUUUGUGAAACGUAAUUAUUACAGUUUGAACUUAUUUGCUCAAAAUGUGAUACGGAUUGUUUAAUAACCCAUCUGAAAACUUCCGGCGAGUUCCAUCAUAAUUGUUUCAGAAUUAGACAUAGCUCGCACUUUGUACCUUAGGGUAGGUGUAGGGUAUUAUAAGUCGGCACCGCCCGACUUUAGCCUUUCCUUACUGAUUUUUAAGAUGUAUUAUUAAAUGUUCUUGGGUCAGUAUUGGAAGAAAAGGUUCUGCAAAAAAAUCGAAACUUCAAAAAGUUUUAGAGUUUAUUAGGCUUUCCAUUCCGAAAGAUUACCUUUAGUCAACAUUUCAUUGAAAAAUGUAUCCUUAAAGAAAUUGUUAUAAAAUAUUAUUAAAGAUUUCAUUGAAAUUAUGUGUUUUAGGAAAAUUUUAGUUAAACUUUGUCUUUGGAGAUUUUUUUUUUUAAUAUUUUAAAUUUCUGGCGAAUCUAAUUUGAAUAUUUUUUAACUUAAAACACUAAACUACUAAGAGUCUCUAAACCUCUCUAGAUGGGUGAGAACAUCAAAUUAAAAAUUGUUUGUGUAACGAAAACUUCUGUUUUUUUAUUAGAAAUAUAUUCCGUAAACCAUUAACACAAAAAAUUACUCACAACUUGUUUUGCUACACCAAUAAAUUACAAUAACUGAAAUAUUUAAACUACAAUUGAGACAUAUUUAAGGAAUUCUACAAUAACAAAUAUAAUUAAUAAUCAUUACAUAUACACACAAAUGCGCGUGUAAACCAAUAAUAAUGACAACAACAUACACGUAAAUGUUUACAUAGUAUACCAACUACAAUAUAAAAUAUAAGAAAACAAAAAGUCAAAUAUAUACAUAAAUAUUUACAAAAACAACAAAGAUAUUUUAUUUAUACAAGAAAGCAAUGGAUUCGUUUCAAUAAAACCCUAUUUAAUAUUCAAAAUUCUACUAAAUAUAUAAUUAAAGGUAAAUUCCUUUUUUAAGAUGAAAAUUCACCAUGAAACUCCACUCGCUUCUUAUAAACUGAAUCGGAGUAAUUUUUUACUUAAAGCAUCAUUACCGAAUCUGAAAUAUACAUAAUACCAGAUACACCAAUCCCUAUUACGCUUUUUGGCACUUAUUGUUAAAUGUUAUAAACACAAGAAAGAAAAACUACUACCAUAUUACACGAAUACAUUGUUCAAAUUGUUAAUUCACCCAUAGAUAAUAAAUCCAUCCAUUCAAAUAUUAUGGUUUCACUAUUACAACGUUCACUGUUAUAUACUCCACCGACCACAAGAGCAUUAUCGGCUCUUACAAUGAAAAUAUCAUAACAUCGUGAAAUAUAAAUAUUUAUGCAAUUGUAUCAUUGUUAAGUAGGAUCUGCAGCAAAAAUGUGAGCAGGCUAAUAUUCCACAGAAUACUUUUUUUUUAUUUACAACAAUUUAUUGUCUUAAUAAUAUUUUUUAAUAAGUUAUUGGUAAUAUGUAAGUGUGUCUGUCCGUCGUGAUCAGUUGUAACAAGGAUUAUAUUUUGUUCCUCUGAGUUUUAGUUGAACUACAGUAAAUACGGCUAAGCAACCGCCAUUACAGCUUAUCUCCGCUUGAGUAUAUAACUCUAAACCCUGUCAUUCCGUUUUUUGGGCAAAGUCAAGUAAACUUAAAGUGUAAAGUUAUUAGGCAUGAGAGAUUGAGAAUAAAUACCUUGGUUUUGUGAUUUCAUAAAUCAGAGCAUGUGGAAUUUAUUUUGAAGAAGAACAUUGUGUAUGCAUUAGGUUAGGUUAGGUUGAAUGGGUUGCCCACCAUAGGUGAGUUCACCCGGAGGCCAAUUUGGCCCAUUGCGAUACCCUACAAAGAAAGAAGAUGUGAGACCUCGGAGCAUAUCCAGAGGUUAUACAUGAAAAAAAGAAAUAGGAAGAAUGGAGAACCAUAACGGGGGAGUUAAAACGCCUUUCCCUCACGCAAGCACGUAUGUUCCCUCGUCGGUUCCUAUCGCACCCUCCGUCGGAACCGUUUCGUUCACAAAUCUCAGGAGACCACCCAGAAGAACGUUCGUAAAAUCACCCAUAUCGCAGAAGAACAAUCUCUCCAGGAAGAAGAGACUCCGUCCCUGCAGACUCGGAUAUGAACAGGACAAGUGCUCGACAGUCUCAUCCUCAUCAAAACAACUUCUGCAGAAGUCAUUGUGCCGUGUUGCCUAUGGCACAAAGUCCGUUUAUGACCUCUUUCAAUGUGCUCAGCGAACUCUUUUCGAACGCCUGUAACUCCUUCGUUCUCUUCCGGUCGAUGGCAGGCCGGAGCGCUCAGCGGUUCCCUUACGGCUUCUGUAAUGGCACAGACCUAUGUCUGAAAGACCUUACACUCGUCCGGUAGUCUUAGACAUAUACCGAUAUUGAGUGCGUCGGAGUUACCCCCAAUCCAAUCCUUGACUCCAUCUUAGAGCCAUUAGUGAAGAUCGCAGUCUCAUCUCCAUCCAACACAGCAUACGCCCUCCAUUCGUCCCUCCCGGGAAAAUGAAUUCUAAAUGUUCUAAUCCCAAUCGAUACCGGUGCCAGAUAGUCGGAGAUCCUCCUGAGUCUACACUCCGCAUCACUAGCAUCCAUAAUGGAACUGUGGCCGCACCCUCAGCCUAAGAGCGACCAUGACGUACCAGUUCCGAAUAAAGGACUCAAGAUGCGCAUUGCAGUGCUCCUGUGACUCCGAUGCAGGCCAGUCUCUGGACUAGCUCCCUCGUACGAGUCCACUUAUCCAUGGCCCUCCACCAUACCAGUGCUCUAAAGAUCAAUUCUGGUCUCACAAUGGCCGUGUACAUCCAAUAAAUCACCUUGGGGGUUAUCCACACUUCCAACCGAAUAUCCUCCUGCAGGAGUAAAAAGCGCACAUUGCCUUACGUCUCCUCUCCUCCGAGAGAGGAUUAAGCCAAGUUACUUCGCCUCCUUCGACAGCUGUAGGGUGAUUUCGUCCAAUGACGGAUGUCUGAACUCCGGUAUCUUAUAUCUGCUAGUAAAGAGCACCAGCUCCAUCUUCAUUGUCCUCAAUGACCGUUCCAUGAUCUCGCUAAUCCUUUUUUCAACCAACACGCGGGGGAUGUCCCCUAUGAAUGCAGUGCAUUGCGCUGGCAAGGGAAAAGUCGAGGAUCGGAGGGGGGAAAGAGAAAGUAGUGUUUGUUUACAUUAGUUUUAAAUUUCUGGAUGUAAUAGUCAAGUGGAAAGACAUUGGCAUGAAGCCUGUUCCACAUACGAACUGUUCGGGCAAAAAAAAAGAAUUCUAUCUAUAAUGCAUGACCCAGUGAGCUGGCCAAUUAAAAACAAACGGGUGUGAGUUCCUAGAAAGUCCAAUAUUCCUAACGAACAUCCUUACUUCAGGCAUAAGAAGGCUAAUAUCUGUGGAGCACACAUCAUGGAAGCAUCAAUAGAACAGCGUCACACAACCCACAUUACGGCGAUGCUCAAUCGAAACAAUAGAUUUAAAUACCCUACUGUCGCCAAUCAACACCAGUGCUCUUCUCUGAACGCCAAUACAUGUUAAUUAUAUUCCAUUUUCGUCCUGACGUAGGCAGUAUUGAUAUUGAGAAGGUCAGAGGGAGUGAAGUAAUUCUUGCAACGCUUAAGAAAGCCUAAACACUUGGAUGCUUCUUUCGACACUUCAAAUACAUGGUUUGACCAACGGACAUCACAUUUUAUCUUUAUGUCUAGAACAUCAAGAGAAUCUGAAUGUUCAACAUCUAUACCGUCGAUAGAUAUUGACGAUUGGAUUGAGUCAGCAAAUCGUUUGUGUGAUAAAUCAUUACACUGCGUCUUGCGUGCAUUAAAGUCUACUCUGUUCAUUCGACCCCACUUGGAAAUGGCCAGCGAGGGCAGGGUGACUCCAAAAGAUGCCUGCAGCAGUGCCGCGGUAAUACCGUCCGGCCGAUUUAAAUGGACUGCCAACACUAUCUUCUCCUCAUCAACGAUGUCCCCAAUGAGGUCGUCCGCCAAGGUCCCACAUACAGGUAUUACGAUAUAUUGGCGUCACUUUCUAGCAUAAGGUUAUGUCUCUUAUACUCGCACCAGCUGACCAGAACCCAAACUGUGUCCGUAGGAGCAUUGUCCUCAAUGUAGGUAGGUAUAUGGAGGCCAGGAGCAGUAUUAGUGUGCGCGGCCUCUCCACGGACUCUACCGUUUAGUCUUCAUCGGUAGAACGAAGAAAUUUUUACAUGGUAUAGUACCUCAUAAAUGUCGGCAACAUUAAGAGGGUAUUAUCACCGCUGAACAUUUUUUUAUGUUCUCACCAGGAUUCGAAACCAAGCAUUCAGCGUCAUGGGCAUUCGUAUUAACUUCUGUGGUACAGUGGCCUGCUCUAAAGCUCAGCUCAGCUUACAAAGGUCAAAACAUCAGUUAUUAAUAUAAUAAUUUUUUGGUACAUAGUACAUUUUUACUUGGCCAUAUAUGCAAAUGUUACGUUCCUUUCUGCUUAUGUUUUUUUUUCACUGUAGAAAAUAAUUGUAAAUAUAUUAUUGUCUAUUAAAGGCAAAGCGCAUAUCCUCCUAUCCCAUUCCCAUUACAAUUCCACCCGUGCGCCUUUCUAAAUCAAACUAAAUGUAUUAUAAAACAAAAACUCAAGAAAUGCAUACAAAGCCUCACAUACACAAAUAAAUUAUAAGGUAUUCGUGAAAAAUCAACAUGAAAUUAAUACUUAAUAUACAUAUAUUACAUUUCAUGAACAAUUUUAUUCAAAACGAUGACAAAAAUGACGAUGUUGAAAAUAACAUUAAAGACAAAACUACCAAAAACAGAGCAUUGGCAUUUGUGAAAAAACGACAUUGAUACAAUAUAAAAAAAAAUAAAAAAAACGAUGAUAACACUGAUAAUGAUAUACAUACUCGUACUAUACAGGCAUAUAUGCACUAAACUAUAUAUGUAUUUAUGUAAAAUAAAGGAAUAUCGAAUUGUAGAAAGUAGAAAAAA